Molecule: messenger RNA, 2464 nt
Organism: Thalassophryne amazonica
Lineage: Eukaryota; Metazoa; Chordata; Actinopteri; Batrachoidiformes; Batrachoididae
Gene: rusf1
Product: RUS family member 1
Exons: 15
Coding region: 778-2043 (421 amino acids)
Source: RefSeq, a predicted model, not a curated record
GGCACAAUAUACAAGCGGUUUAAGUGCAGCCUGAUCAGAUAGUCUCAGUGCAGUUCUCAAUGUUAAUGACGGCGCGCCUUUUUUGUUUGGAACUGGAAGUUGAAAAUCACAUGAUGCGUUAUGUCACACUUAGGGCUAAAACCUCAAUACACAAAACAUCUUAUUUCCAUCUGCAGCUAGACUAAUAAAUAAUGCCAGAGACCCCCAUUUACACUGCCCCCCCCCACUUCCACAAAGUACAGAUUGGUCAUCCCUGCAGUCAAAGGUACUGUACACCUGAACACCAAUCAUAUGCUUUUGCACAGGCCCAUCCCACUACGUUAUAUUUAUUUAAUGGUGAACAUAGUCUUGACUAUUUGAUUGGACACUUUUACUUCUUUUCUUUUUUAUUAUUGUUAUUUACUCGCAAUAACACAAGAUCAAAUUACGUGUAUGUGUAAACUUACUUGGCAAUAAAUUUGAUUCUGAUUCUGAUCAAUCACCUCUUGACCUUGAUACAACCUUUGGAGUUUGGCCACGCCCAAUUUUCCUAGCUGAAACUGUGAUGUGAUGUCUUUCCUCAUCCAGUACUAUUUAUUAAUAUUAUUAUUAAUUAGUGGUUUGUUAUUAAUUUUAAAAUAGGAUAAAACCGUUUUGUUUUGUUUUGUUUGCCUCGUUCCUGGCGCGCUUGCUGGAAGCUCCGCCUUACUCCUCAAACCAACCAAUGAGAAAGCCCCAACUGACAGCAACACGGAAGUACAGCAGGAAACCCAAACUGGCGGCGGUGCGACUCUCUGAAUGGACAGAGUCGGACUUUUGGCCACGGAGCGGUACGGCAGCGGAGAGUCCUGGAGGUAUUUGACAGACGACGGAGUGAUGAAGAGAGACAGAACCGGAUCUGGAUCCUCACGGAACUCCGUCAUCGGGGCUUUCAAAAGCGUGUUUCUGCCUCAGGGAUACCCGGAGAGCGUCAGCGGGGAUUACCUUCAGUACCAGCUCUGGGACACUGUGCAGGCCUUUUCCAGCGCUCUGUCAGGAACUUUGGCCACUCAGGCGUCUCUCAGAGGUGUUGGCGUCGGAAACCAGCAGGCGACCGUCGCUGCUGCCACAGUCACCUGGAUAUUGAAAGAUGGAACUGGCAUGUUGGGUAGAAUCCUCUUCGCCUGGCAGAAAGGGAGUAAAUUGGACUCAGAGGCCAAAAAAUGGAGGUUGUUUGCUGAUGUUCUAAAUGACGUGGCCAUGUUCAUGGAAAUCUUGGCUCCGUAUUUUCCCACAUCUUUCACUUUGAUUGUUUGCACUGCAGGAAUCUUCAAGUCUAUUGUUGGUGUGGCAGGUGGGGCGACGAGAGCUGCUCUGACCGUUCAUCAGGCUCGCCGAGACAACAUGGCCGACAUCUCCGCCAAAGACGGCAGUCAGGAGACUCUGGUGAAUUUGGCUGGACUGCUGGUCAGUUUGAUGCUUGUUCCCCUCAUCGUUAACAACCCAGUGCUGAUUUUCACGCUCUUCUUCCUUUUCACCAUCCUCCACCUGUUUGCUAACUACAAAGCAGUGCGUUCAGUUGUCAUGGAAACAUUCAACGAGGUACGCCUGUCAAUAGUUCUCCAGCAGUACCUGAUGGACAGACGGGUACUCAGUCCCAUAGAGGCCAAUCAGAGAGAACCUGUUUUUUUAGAGUUUGGGAAAACUGUGUCUGUCAAACUGGGAGUGAAGCUGCAGGAUCUGAUACAAAGCCCAGAAGAUCUUAAUUUGAGUUUAAAGAAAAACCACACUCCGUACCUCAUUGGAGUGAAAAACGACCGUGUGUGUGUGUGUUUUGGACCAGACAUGUCGGCACGUGAUGAAAUCAGAGCGGCGUGUCAGGCCGUGUGGCUCCAAGUGAAGCUGAGCGAUCCUCAAACACGAAAACAACAGACUGACUGGGAAAUGGUGCACAAGAGUCAUGAGUUGAUGGAUUCAAUUUUUGACCCAUUUAUCCAGGGGGUGGAAGCAGUAGGAUGGAUCACGACUCGAACCCUGCUGGACUGCGAUGAGUGGAGAGUUGAGUGGAAAAGAAAAACCAACUGACAUGAGACGCAUCCAGUCCAUUUAAAAAAAAAAAACAAAAAACAGUGAUUGUCACACUGUUUAAUAUUUUAAUUAUCUGUUAAUGCAGAUAAGUUAUAGUUUCAACCAUGAAGAUGAUAGCACUGUUUUGAACGUGUUAUGCUGUUUUUUUUUUUUUUUAAAGUAAUUGUUGGAGUUAUACAUCUUGUAGAAAAUUGUUCACGGUUUGUACAUUUCUUCCAGCUGUUAUGGAAACAUAUGUGCAUUCAAAUGAUAAAACUGUAAUUUUGGGAACAUACUGAGCAGUUUAUGUGUCAUAAAGUGCCUUAUGGUGUUUUUGUGAGGUCAGACAUUACCUUUGUGGUAUGUCUUGGGGCCGCUUAUGUUGUGAUUCACAUAUUUUUCUUUGAAAACAGUCCAAUAAAGGAGAAGUUGUAGGAGA